UGAUAUACGAUACAUCCAACACAGCCCGCCAUUCCUCCAAGUGAACCCGUGAUAUUCCUACACGCCCCUUCGCGUCACAUACCGCGCACCCGCUCUACCAAUCCUUUAUCAAUCUCAGCGCGAUCUAGCCCCUCUUGGGGACAGCAGCCAUACAAUGUCUAGAGACAGAGGAGCAAUGACGCAAAGGCUUCGUACAGCGGGGGCCACCAGCAGCACCAGCACAAUUACCCAAGGGGAGACGACUGGCGGGCUGCAACAACAACACCAACAACAACGACAGUUUAUAAUAACAGGGCGCUUGAGGUUAAGAGCUGAGGCGGAUAAUACGGCGGAAACGGCAUCGGGGACGGGGACGGAUCAGGUUACUAGAAGGAGCAUACGCUGGGCGGAGGAUGUGGUAGACAAUGAGGGAUUGGGGAGGAAGAGUUCGAAGGUCUGCUGCAUCUACCAUAAAGCCCGGCCGGUAGGCGAAAGUAGCUCCGAAUCCUCGUCAGACUCUUCUUCAGACUCCGGUGACAGCGACAGCGACAGCGAUGCUGACACUGGCGAAGCCAGGAUGGCCAGUGGCCGCCUACCUGCUAACCGUAUGCAUUGUCACCAGCAUAGGCUGCACGAUACUAGCAGCUCUCAGCAAGAUGGACCUUCGGGACAUGAAGGGUGUGAUGACAGUCAUGCUGGGACCGAUAGCGACAACUGUUGCGAUAGCGGUAGCAGUGAUGCGAAUAAACGCAGGCAGAUACAGAUACAUCGUCAGCAUCGUCAGCGGCGGCCAAACGCGUAUGAGCGUAUGCCGAAGUUUCGCUCUAAGAAAAAGGAAUGAAUAUGGCAGUACGAUAAAGAGAAGGGCAAAAAGCAGGGAGGACUGCAGGGCAGUAGUCCGUCGCCGUCAAUUUUGAAACAUAUUUCCGCAAUUCAGUUUUCAAAAAGUUCCAGAGCUUUUUGCGAGGGACUCUGGUUAUUCUCUAAUAAGCCAUAUCCCUUCCCCCACCCCGCGGGUCUUCUUCUUUGCCCUUCCUACGGUUGACCAGUAAAUCCUCUGGAACUCUUUUUGCACCAUAUGUUUUCUUUUAUGGGACGAAUGAAUGUGUUAUGAUUUGCAUUGAUGGGUUUUUGUGUGCGGGGCGGACAUGUGCACAUACAGGCAUACAAACAAACAUGGGGAAUUGGCGUCCCCGUGAUUCUUUAGGUAGGGAGCAUUAUCCUCGUCUCCCUAUACGUUCUCUCGCUUCGUCUUUUUGUUUUGGUCAAGUACAAAGCCCCUCCUUGGUGGUUCAAGACCCCGUGUGCGUCGUAUAGCGCACCGAUAGAGUGAGUUAGAAAUACCAAUGUAUAUACAUACCAUUUUGAUGACCCCAGAACGAUCGAGGAUUUCGCAACUUUCUUCUUACUUUUUAUUUUU
Histoplasma capsulatum G186AR is the source of this 1399-nucleotide messenger RNA. RefSeq lists its product as uncharacterized. The coding region runs from base 155 to 820 and encodes 221 amino acids. Gene Ontology annotation, molecular function: protein phosphatase 1 binding; protein serine/threonine phosphatase inhibitor activity. The record is from RefSeq and is a predicted model, not a curated record. Lineage: Eukaryota; Fungi; Ascomycota; Eurotiomycetes; Onygenales; Ajellomycetaceae. Gene Ontology annotation, cellular component: nucleus. The transcript is spliced from 2 exons.